AUGGCAAACUCAUCCAAGGAGCGCGGCAUUCGCAUAGCAAUCGACCGAGGCGGCACCUUCACCGACUGCGUUGGCGAACACAAUGGCGAGGAAAUCAUCAUCAAGCUCCUCUCCGAGGACCCGGCAAACUACAAAGACGCGCCGCUCGAGGGCAUCCGGCGCAUCAUGAGCCAUUUCCUCAAGCGGGAGAUCCCCCGCGGCGAGCCCUUGGACACGUCCAAGAUUGAUUCCAUACGUAUGGGCACUACCGUGGCGACGAAUGCGUUGCUGGAAAGGAAGGGCGAGAAGAUUGCCAUGAUCGUCACAAAGGGGUUCAAGGACUGCUUGACGAUUGGCAACCAGUCCAGGCCCAAGAUCUUUGACCUCGCCAUCAGGAAGCCGGAUGUCUUGUAUGAGCAGGUCGUGGAAAUUGACGAGCGAGUCACACUGGAAGAUUAUGCUGAAGACCCGGAGAGGAAAAUCACGGCGACAGAUGCUCAGGCGGGCACCAAGGAGGCCGAGGGCAAAGAUCUGGUCAGGGGUCUUUCCGGCGAGACGGUCAGGAUAUUGAGACGCCCCGAACACGACGACAUCAGAGAGAAGCUGCAAAAGGUUUAUGACUCUGGAAUUCGCAGCAUAGCCGUGUGUCUUAUGCACGGAUAUACAUUCCCCGAGCACGAGGCUCUGAUAGGCAACAUCGCAAAGGAGAUUGGCUUUCAACAUAUCUCACUCAGCCACGAGCUGAUGCCCAUGGUGAAGCUUGUACCGCGAGCAACUUCAGUCUGCGCAGAUGCGUAUCUGACUCCUGCAAUUCGGAAGUACAUAGAUGGCUUCCAGGCGGGAUUUGAAGGCGGCCUGGGCACGGAGAGCGUCAAGCACGAAAAAGGCCCCAAGGGCGCUCGUUGCGAGUUUAUGCAGAGUGACGGCGGUCUCGUUGACGUCGACAAGUUUACGGGUCUCAAGGCUAUUUUAUCUGGUCCCGCAGGAGGUGUGGUGGGAUAUGCCAUGACAUCCUACGAUGAAGAGACGAGAGUUCCCGUUAUUGGAUUUGACAUGGGAGGCACCAGUACAGACGUCUCUCGUUACGGAGAGGGCCGAUAUGAGCACGUCUUUGAAACAACCACCGCCGGCGUCACGAUUCAGUCUCCUCAGCUGGACAUCAACACUGUCGCCGCUGGCGGUGGCUCUCGUCUGUUCUUCCGCAACGGGCUGUUCGUCGUGGGACCUGAGUCCGCCGGUGCUCAUCCCGGCCCUGCCUGCUACCGAAAAGGUGGUCCUGCGACUGUCACAGAUGCCAACUUGUACCUGGGCCGUCUUCUACCAGAAUUCUUCCCUAAGAUCUUUGGCAAAAAUGAGGAUGAGGGACUGGAUCUGGAGGCGAGCAAAAAGGUGCUACAGGAGCUGACGGACCAAGUCAACCAAGAGACUGGAAAGAACCUGUCCGUGGAUGAGGUCGCUUUUGGAUUCCUAACAGUUGCAAACGAGACCAUGACACGACCCAUCCGAUCCAUCACCGAAGCAAAGGGCCACGAUACCUCUAAACACCGUCUGGCAACUUUUGGCGGUGCUGGCGGCCAACAUGCUGUCGCUAUCGCAGAGUCUCUCGGCAUUAGCCAGAUCCUUGUCCACCGAUACUCAUCUGUGCUCUCUGCCUACGGCAUGGCACUUGCAGACGUUGUAGAUGAGCGACAAGAACCGGAUUCUUCAGUCUGGGAAGACAACGGCAAAGUAGUUACCGAGCUGAAGGCCAAGAUGGAGAAGUUGAAGGACAAGUCACGAGCCGCUUUGAAAGACCAAGGUUUUGAUGAGAACGAGAUUGUGUUUGAGGAGUACCUCAAUUGCAGAUACCGCGGCACUGAGAGCGCUCUCAUGAUUAUCAAGCCUAGCAAAGAAGAAGCAAAGGCGAGUUUCGAUGGCAAAGACUGGGAAUUUGGCAAGGCUUUUGUCAAGCACCAUCGCUACGAGUUUGGCUUCACGCUGGAUGAUCGAGAUAUCAUUGUGGACGACGUUAGAGUACGAGGAAUUGGAAAAAGCUUCCGCCACCAAGAAAAAACCAUUGACCAGCAGCUCAAAUCGAUCAAAAGACGGGACGCUCCCUCGAAGACGCAGCAUAGUGAGCAAGAAGUCUAUUUUGAAGGCGGCAGAGUCAAGACUCCUGUUUACAAGCUCAAGGACUUGAAUGAGGGCGAUGUGAUCAACGGACCAGCUAUGCUAGCAGACGGAACUCAAACCAUUGUCGUGACUCCACGUACCAAGGCUCUCAUUACGGGAACACAUGUUGUAUUGGAUAUUUCAAAACAAGGCACCAAAGAUGAGUCCCACAACACCGGAGGAGACCGCGAGGUUGACCCCAUCAUGCUCAGCAUCUUCGGACACAGAUUCAUGGCCAUUGCAGAACAAAUGGGCCGAGCCCUACAAAAGACGAGCGUCAGCACAAACGUCAAAGAAAGGCUCGAUUUCUCCUGUGCCAUAUUUGAUGCCUCUGGCAACCUCGUAGCCAACGCACCACACUUGCCCGUGCAUCUGGGAAGUAUGAGCCACUUGGUCCGCCGACAAGCAGAGAUCUGGAAAGGACGCCUACAGAAGGGAGACGUCAUCAUCUCCAACCACCCUUCGUACGGCGGCACCCAUCUUCCAGACGUGACGCUGGUGAUGCCCGCUUUCGACCCCAAGGGCGAGAACAUUCUCUUUUACGCAGCAUCCCGAGCCCACCACGCGGACAUUGGUGGAAUCAGCGCCGGUAGCAUGCCACCGCACUCUCGCGAGCUAUUCCAAGAGGGAGCCUCCAUCAAGAGCGAAAAGUUGGUCAGCGGCGGCAAGUUCGACGAGGAGCGGGUGAUCGAGCUCUUCUACAAUGAGCCGGCCCAGUACCCUGGAUGCAGCGGGACUCGAAGCCUUGCAGAUAACAUCAACGACCUCAAAGCGCAGGUAUCUGCCAACAACAAGGGCAUCUCUCUCAUCGAGACUCUGAUUGAUGAAUACGGUGAGGAGACUGUCCAGUUUUACAUGGUAAACAUUCAGAAGAAUGCCGAGAUGUGCGUUCGACGACUGCUCAAGGACGUCUAUAAGCGGUUCGAGGGCAAGGAGCUAUCUGCUGUAGACUACAUGGACGACGGAACGCCCAUUCGGCUCAAAGUCACCAUCGACCCCAAAGCAGGCGAGGCCGAGUUUGACUUUGAAGGAACUGGGCCCGAAGUGUACGGCAACAUCAAUGCUCCCCAGGCAAUCACUUUCAGCGCCAUCAUCUACUGCCUACGCUGCCUCAUCUCUGAAGAUAUCCCCUUGAACCAAGGAUGUCUGAAGCCGAUCCACGUCAAGAUUCCUCCCAAAUCCCUCCUUUCGCCGUCUGGCAACGCGGCUGUGGUCGGUGGAAACGUGCUCACCAGCCAGAGAAUUACCGACGUCGUGUUCAAGGCUUUCCAAGCCUGCGCCGCCAGCCAGGGAUGCUGCAACAACCUCACGUUCGGCUUUGGAGGAAACCAAUCCGGCAAGCAAGCCGUCAAGGGCUUUGGCUACUACGAGACCAUUGCAGGUGGAAGCGGUGCCGGACCCGACUGGGUUGGCACGAGCGGUGUGCACGUCCAUAUGACCAACACGAGAAUCACGGACUCGGAGAUCUUUGAGCGAAGAUAUCCCGUCAUCUUGAAGGAGUUUUCCAUUCGAAAAGGAUCGGGAGGCGAUGGUCAGCACCGCGGUGGCGACGGAGUCAUCCGAGAUAUCGAGUUCCGCAUACCCCUGCAAGUGUCUAUCCUCAGCGAGAGACGUGUGUACCGUCCAUACGGCCUGAACGGCGGCGAGGACGCCCAGUGUGGAUUGAACCUGUGGGUGAGAAAAGUGGAAAAGGCGAACUGGGAACGGUCCCUCAAGAAGCUCCAGGGAGAAGAGGACUCAGGGCAGACGGAAUACGAAGAGCGGCACAUCAACCUGGGAGCCAAGAACACGGCUGCCAUGUCGGCAGGGGACCGCAUCAUCAUAUGCACCCCGGGAGGCGGAGGCUGGGGAAAGCCAGGCGAAAAGAGCAAGGAAAGGAAAAGAGCGGAUGUCACCGAGAGCUGGAGCAAGGGCAGUUUCGCGGCCAGAGAAGAGACUGCUUUGCAGGCUUAA
Messenger RNA from Trichoderma aggressivum f. europaeum, 4083 nucleotides. RefSeq lists its product as uncharacterized. The record is from RefSeq and is a predicted model, not a curated record. Bases 1 to 4083 code for a protein of 1360 amino acids. Gene Ontology annotation, cellular component: cytosol. Gene Ontology annotation, biological process: glutathione metabolic process. Gene Ontology annotation, molecular function: 5-oxoprolinase (ATP-hydrolyzing) activity. The transcript has 3 exons. Lineage: Eukaryota; Fungi; Ascomycota; Sordariomycetes; Hypocreales; Hypocreaceae.